AUGGUAAAUGAUGAGAGAAUGCUGCUCACCUCAACAAGCAAGGUCGGCCAGAUCAGUACAGCAGGGGAUGAAAGGCUUCAGGUGAAGGCCAUAGGAGAUGCCUCCCUUUGGCUGGAGGAGACUCACAAUGACAUCCCAGAGGAUGAUAAGAACACAGGAAGACAAAAUGAUGUCCCAGAGGACAAUAGGAACACAGGAGAUCAGGACAGCUACCUCUGGCACGAGAGGUUUGGACACCUGGGACGAGAUAAGACAAGGCAGAUCCAGGCACACUACCUUGGUACUGAUGAGAGGAUGGAGCAUGAGUUGAAGCAUUGCAAUGCAUGCAGUCAAGGGAAACAGACCCAAGCACAGAUGAGCCAAUCAGAGUUGAAAAGAGCAGGGGCACCACUAGAGCUAGUACACAUAGAUUUGAUGACAGAUUUCAAGGGCCAUGCCAACUACCACUAUGCACUAGUUGCUGUGGAUGACUUCUCCUCCCUGAACUAUGUGGAACCACUCUGCACUAAGGGCACUGCACUCAUGGCACUGAGAAGGUGGAUCACCAGUGACAAUGGAGGAGAGUGGUGCAGCUUGGGAGCUGAAGACUGGCAAACUCAGGAGGGUUUCAAGUGGCAAAAGAGUGUCCCAGGGAUCAGUAUCCAAAAUGGAUGGGCAGAGAGAGCAAUCAGAUCAGUCCAAGAAAAGAUGCACUUGAUGCUCAUUGGUCGAGCUUGCCCCAGAGAGUUAUGGCCAUAUGCAAUCACAGCAGUGGCACAUGUGAUGAACCUCACCCCAUCAGCCACCAAGACCAUUCCUCACAAGGCCUUUUAUGGAACCACUGUGCACAAGCUGGCCCAACAGCUAGCAAAGCCAGCCAUCAUGAUUGGGUACAAUGAUGAGCACAAAGCAUGGAAGUUUUGCAACCUGGACCAGCCCACAUCAAUCCAAUGGAGCAACUCAGCAAUGUUCCAUGAGGACAAAGGAUGGAGCAAUUGCCAACAGGAGGCAUUCAAGCCCAUGGCGACUGCAGAAGUCGAGGAGGAGGGUGUCAUGCCAACCACAGUGGAGGAGGAAACCAGAUCAGAGGCUGCAGUGGAGGAUCUCCUACCAGCUAUAGACAGCACAGUAGGCACUGCCAACACAGCAGUACUGAACCUGGACCCAACUCUUGGAGAGGCAAUGAACAGUGAGGAUGCCCAGCUCUGGAAGGAGGCAAUACAAAAGGAGCUGGAAGGACUUGAGGCAAUGGGAACUUGGGAGGUGGUGCACCAACCGCCAGGACUACCACUUGUGGACUCUAAGGUUGUGCUUCGGCUGAAGCUUGAUGCUGAUGGUGUGCCCAUCAAGCACAAGAGAGAGGGGAUCAACUACCAAGAAACCUUCUCUCCAGUAGCUCCCCUUGGAGCAAUCAGAGCCAUCUUAGCACUAGCAGUACAGAACAACUGGGAGGUGCAUGCUCUGGACAUCACUAUGGCUUACUUGAACUCCACAUUAAAGGAAGCAAUCUACAUGAAGCCACUGGAAGGAUCAGGAGUACCUCCCAGCCAGGUGUACAAGGUAGAUUGCACUCCCUGCAUCUACACCAAGGGACAGGGUGAAGAUAUGGCCAUUGUGGUCAUCUACAUUGAUGAUACAUUGGUCAUAGCACCAUGGCUGGAAACAGUCCUAAAGGUUAAGAAGCAGAUUGGCCAGAGAUGGAAGAUGGAAGAUAGUGGUGAGGUCUCUCACUUCCUUGACAUCAAAAUCAGUUGA
Messenger RNA from Ustilago hordei, 1734 nucleotides. RefSeq lists its product as uncharacterized. Gene Ontology annotation, biological process: DNA integration. Gene Ontology annotation, molecular function: nucleic acid binding. Lineage: Eukaryota; Fungi; Basidiomycota; Ustilaginomycetes; Ustilaginales; Ustilaginaceae. The coding region runs from base 1 to 1734 and encodes 577 amino acids. The record is from RefSeq and is a predicted model, not a curated record. The transcript is spliced from 6 exons.